UCUCCGGAACCGCGCCGCCGCAAUCGGCCAGGUAUUUCAUUGUCACUCGUCUUGGCGCUCUCGAACGUCGUCCGGCACCGUCGCCAGCCCGAGAAUAUUAUAACACCGACGACGACGACGACGUCCGUUUUGUUGAUAUAUUAUCGUGAUAUUUUUUUUUUUUUAACAUCCAAACGAUAAUUUCAUUUCGUUCACGUAGGAGUCGACUGCCAAACCAAUACGUUCUGCGACGAAGACGAAGGCAUUCAAAAACAAAAAACCGUUAAGUCGACCCACGUUUUUCAAACAACGCGCGAAACAUAAUAUAUWCCUGCUUGACCGGCUCGUGUUGCACCGAACGAUGACGACGGAAACCGCCAAAUCGGUGUUCGCCGUCGAGGGACACCCGUGUUUCAAGUACAAGCUCAAUGAUCCAAAGGCGUUUUGGAACGGUGCCGGCGCCGGCAUCGCCAUCGCCGGUAACCACCAGUUACUGCAGGCUACGGCGUCCACCGAACGGUUUUGGGAAGAGGAACCGGAGGAGAGGAUCAAACGGAAUGUGCAAGACGCGAAGAUCAAAUUCCACAAGGACAGGCAGCUGCAGGUCAAGCACUUGCCCAGAAACGUUAGCGAAGAGGAAAUCAGAAAACUUUUAAUCGAAUUUCCUGUUGAAAGCAUUCAUAUCAGUACGACAUCUGGAAGUAGCAUGGCUCGAGUCACUUUGGAGGACCCGGAACUUAGGAUGGAAGAAUGGGAUUUUCACAAGCAAUUCGUGUUGAGAGGACAGCGUAUACCAGUGUCCCCGACUCCCACUGAAAUGCUUUUGUGCGUAGCCAGGUUGCCAUUCAGCUACACGGAGGAUCAGUUCACUCGGUUGGUGCAAAUGUACGGGGAGGUUCGCAAGACGUUUCUGAUAAUCAGYGAGAAAACCGGCGAGAGCAAAGGAUAUGGAUUCGUCGAGUAUUUGAACAAGGAGUGCGCGAUCACGGCCAAAUGUGGUCUGGACGGCAAAGGGAUCGAAGACCAAACACUUGUCUGCGAUUGGUUAGACGGCAGUCAUAUCACGUACGAGUCACUUCAUUCUAAAUGCCUGUAUGUGGACAACUUGCCCAAGUCGUUCAGAGACAUGAGCGAAUUCCGUAAAAUGUUCGCCAAAGUCGUGAAUCCGCCAUAUUGCCAGAUUGCGCUUAAAAAUGGAUGUCCGUUAGACUGGGGUCUAGUUGAGUAUAACACAGCUGAAGAUGCAGAACGAGCGCAAUCGGAGUUGAACGGACAUGCACUKAGAGGCCAUAAUAUUCGCAUAACUUACUAUAUACCCGGAGUCAGAGCUAUAAAUUUGUUUUUGAAACUUUUGAACGAACCGAGUAAAUCUAAAUGCGGUGGGCUCUUGCCAGACCCUCCUCAGGAAGUCAUCGAGCAAUCAUUACAAAACCUUUCCAAACAGAAUCCAAUCUUUGCACAAAAUCUUCAAAAUAUUAUUUUUAAUCAAAUCAAAGCCGCUCAAAUGGGAUCUGAAUUGCAAGAUUUUAACGACUCAACAGUGAGAUCACAUUUAAUGAAUAGCAAAGCUCCACCGACUAUGUUGCAUUCUCCAACAAGUUUAUCUUACAUGGGUACCACUCCAGAGACUUAUGGUUCAAGGUUAUUACCUAGCCCGCCUGUUGGAGAAGUUCCACCACAUUUGAAUUCUGGAUUAUUUGAUGCAGACUUGACCAACCCACUACUGGCUAAUUAUUAUAGAGAACUUAUAACCGCUCAGAUUAUGGCUGGAACACAAAAGGCUAAUGGCUUUGGAAGUUUGACUGCCAACCUUAAUCCUGCCUUUGUUGAUACUGUUCAACAAACAACAAAUAACAGUAGUACUUUGAAUCAGAUUGAUGCAGUACAAAAAGUAUAUCAAAACCAAAAUUUACAAAGUAUUGGCCAACAAUUAGCUCAACAAAUAGCUCAACAACAUAUAGCUCAACAACAGAUGAAUCAACAGUUAGUGCAUCAACAACAACAUAAUAAUAUUGGUCAACAUAAUAUAAGUCAACAACAAAAUGUUGUGAUUAAUAUCUAUGGAGGUGUUAAUACUACUACACCUCCAGCAACACCAACUCCAACUACACCUACUUAUCCAUUUGGUUCGUCAUUAUCUCUUAACUUGGAUCAACAGUGGCCAAAAAAUACUCAGGCUUCAACAACUGAUUCGUAUCUAGCCAGUCCCAUUGCUGCACCUGAAAAAUCUUUGAGUUACUCGCCAUCAUCUACAUGGUCCUCUAUGCAGAGUAUCGCUUCAACUCCCUCCCCGCAAUCUAUGUAUUCUCCUUUGGCUCCGAAUAUCUGGACACCUACUUCAUCCACAUCAUCGUUGUCAAAUCAACAUGAAUCAGCUCGUGGGCAAAAAAGAGGUAUUCCUCCAUCCCCUGAACUUAGUCCUGAGGGUAUGUAUAUUGGACAACAUUCACAAGGAAUUGGAGGCCACUAUGCCGAUUCCUACUUGAAACGUAAUAAGAAAAAUUGAACUCCGUCCUCAACUUAGCUUUCUAUGUUUUACUUAAAACGUACAUAAUUUUUAUGUUAAUUUCAUAGUCCAGGACUCGUCAUUAUUUUGUAUUUUAAUUUUAAUGUUAGAUUUGAUAAUUAACAAAAAAAAAAAAAUUAUUAUAGAUUAGCUUCUGUUCGUGUUUUAUGAGGGUAGUUACACUAUAUCUCAUAAUUUGAAACAAAAACCCUUAAAUGGCAUGCGUGCAACUUAUCUAUUUCUUUUUUCUUUAUAGCACCUCCAUAUUUAUUUUUGAUUUAUUAAAAAUCCUGGAC
Messenger RNA from Diuraphis noxia (Russian wheat aphid), 2781 nucleotides. RefSeq lists its product as uncharacterized. Gene Ontology annotation, molecular function: mRNA binding. The record is from RefSeq and is a predicted model, not a curated record. Gene Ontology annotation, cellular component: nucleus. Lineage: Eukaryota; Metazoa; Arthropoda; Insecta; Hemiptera; Aphididae.